Messenger RNA from Trichomycterus rosablanca, 1480 nucleotides. RefSeq names its product protein phosphatase 2, regulatory subunit B, gamma b (gene ppp2r2cb). Gene Ontology annotation, cellular component: protein phosphatase type 2A complex; cytosol. Bases 101 to 1468 code for a protein of 455 amino acids. Gene Ontology annotation, molecular function: protein phosphatase regulator activity; protein binding. The record is from RefSeq and is a predicted model, not a curated record. The transcript is spliced from 10 exons. NCBI's taxonomy places the organism in Eukaryota, Metazoa, Chordata, Actinopteri, Siluriformes, Trichomycteridae.
GAAUGAAGACGUCAGCAUCCACACACCACAGGAGCAACGCUUUAACGAUGUGACUGAAGGACCGGUUUAGAUGUAGCUGCAGCCCCAAGCCCGUCCAACAAUGCUGAGCCCCGUUCUCCAUUCCGACCUCUCGGCCCUGGAGCCGGAGUACACAGAGGCUGACGUCAUCUCUACGGUGGAGUUCAGCCGAUCAGGAGAGUUCCUGGCCACCGGCGAUAAGGGUGGCAGGGUGGUCAUCUUCCAGAGAGAACCUCAGGGCGAGUACAACGUGUACAGUACGUUCCAGAGCCACGAGCCCGAGUUCGACUGUCUCAAGAGUCUGGAGAUCGAGGAGAAGAUCAACAAGAUCCGCUGGUUACCUCAGAUCAAUUCCACACACUUCCUCCUGACUACUAACGAUAAAACCAUCAAGCUCUGGAAGGUCAGUGAGAGAGAUAAACGACCUGAAGGCUACAACCUGAAGGACGAAGAGGGACGAAUGAAGGACAUUUCUAGGAUCACGUCUCUUCAGGUCCCCGUGUUGCUGCCGAUGGACCUGCUGGUAGAGGCGUCCCCACGCCGCGUGUUCGCCAACGCUCACGCCUACCACAUCAACUCCAUCAGCAUAAACAGCGACUGUGAGACGUACCUGUCAGCCGACGACCUGAGGAUCAACCUGUGGAACCUCAACAUCACCGACCGCAGCUUCAACAUCGUGGAUCUGAAGCCUGAAAACAUGGAGGACCUGAGUGAGGUGAUCACAGUGGCCGAGUUUCACCCUCAUCACUGCCACCUUCUGGCCUUCAGCAGCAGUGCUGGUACCACCCGCCUGUGUGACAUGAGGUCGCGGGCGCUGUGUGACCGUCCUGCUAAAAUGUUUGAGGAGACGGUGGACCCUGCUAAUCGAUCAUUCUUCUCUGAGAUCACCUCCUCAGUGUCGGACGCAAAGUUCAGUCACAGUGGACGUUACCUGCUCACCCGGGACUACCUGAGCGCUAAAGUCUGGGAUCUCAACAUGGAGAACAAACCAGUCGAGACUUACCAGGUGCAGGAUUACCUGCGCUCUAAACUUUGCGCCCUUUAUGAGAGCGACUGCAUCUUUGAUAAAUUCGAAUGUGCCUGGAACGGAACCGACAGCGUGAUCAUGACCGGGGCCUACAACAAUUUCUUCCGGAUGUUCGACCGGGCGAGUCGGCGUGACGUGACCCUGGAGGCGAGCCGCGAGGUGUGUAAGCGCCGCGCCGUGCUCCGGCCCCGCCGCGUGUGCGUGGGGAAGAAGAGGAAAGAGAACGAUAUCAGCGUGGACAGUCUGGACUUCAGAAAGAAGAUCUUACACACGGCCUGGCAUCCCACCGACAACAUCAUCGCCAUCGCCGCCAGCAACAACCUCUUCAUUUUUCAGGACAGGCACGGGCCUAUCGGGCACCACUCGGCCAAUCAGCUGGAACAGGACGCGCCUCUGCAGCUACAGGACGCACCCCAUCAGUAAAACGGUCCCAGU